CGGUGCCUCGUCCCGGGGAUUCCGCGCGGGGCGCGCCGGGAGGCGGGGGCGGGGCGGGGUUUCCCCGCGGGAGCCGCUAAGGGCCGGUGCCCCUCGGGCCGCGCCGCCCCAUGGCCCCCGCGCUGCUGCCCGCGGCGCUGCUGGCGCUGGCGUUGGCCCUGCGGCCCGCGCUGCCUCACGGCUGCCCGGCGGGUUGGUUCGCGGAGGGCGCGAGUUGCCGGCGAUGCCCGAGCGGCACCUUCAGCGCGGCGGGGCGCGGGCGCUGCUCGCUCUGCAGGAGGUGCGAAGGACUCCUCCGGUAUUUGAAGGAAUGCUCCUCGGACAGCGAUGCGCAGUGCACGUGCCCGGGCGGGUAUCGCUGCGGCGGCGCCCGCUGCUCCCGCUGCGAACCGAGCUGCCCCGCGGGACACGAGAGCGCCCGGCGCGGUUGCCAACCCUGCCCGUAUGGAACUUUUAAUGAUCAGCCCGAUGGCUCCUGUAAAAACUGGACAAAGUGCUCUACAAACCAGGUCCUGGAGCCUGGAACCACGUCAAAAGAUGUCAUUUGUAAACAGCCUUCAGAUAAUCUCACUUUGGUCAGUACUCUGCCUACCACGUCUCCUGCAAUUCCAUUUGCUAUCACGGUGUCAGGGAAGGAUCUCCAGGCGGACAUGCUGAGAAUUUCUCUGACCGUAGCUGGGCUGGUGUGUGUAGUGGUUCUGCUACCUUCAUGCAUAUGCUUCAGUAUCUGGCAGAAAAAGAAGCUACACGCAGUCUUCAAGAAAAUGCGUACCACGCCUGAACAAUCAAUUCAGGAAGACGAUGCCUGCAGCUGCCGCUUCCCUGAGGAAGAACAAGGUGAAUAUCGGGACUGCGGCAAAUCCACAGAAUUCAGAGAUCUCUUGGUGAACUAGGAAUUGGACUGUCCAAGCCACCUACAUUUGAAUUUGUUUUUGGAACACAUAGUAAAACCUUUUUUACAUAAAUAGAGAGGGUGUGGGAAUUUGUGAAUUUCCGAGCAGUAAGCAGCUCAGCUGCUGAGAAAAAAAGGUGAAUCUUUUCCAUGUCUUAAAAACAAUAAAAAUAAAAAAA
Messenger RNA from Cuculus canorus (common cuckoo), 1071 nucleotides. RefSeq names its product TNF receptor superfamily member 9 (gene TNFRSF9). Bases 111 to 893 code for a protein of 260 amino acids. The transcript has 7 exons. Gene Ontology annotation, biological process: regulation of cell population proliferation. NCBI's taxonomy places the organism in Eukaryota, Metazoa, Chordata, Aves, Cuculiformes, Cuculidae. Gene Ontology annotation, molecular function: signaling receptor activity; cytokine binding. The record is from RefSeq and is a predicted model, not a curated record. Gene Ontology annotation, cellular component: external side of plasma membrane.